UCUCCACUAAACACGGUUACAGAGGAAUCACUGCUCUUUUUACCAUUUUUAAUUGAACCCUCUUUUAAUGAGUCCUUCUGUACUCUUAAAAACCUCCUCAGUUUAGAAAAAAACCUUCUUAGUUUAGACAGAAAAAACUUCAUUUUCUGUCUCUCUAGAUGCAAAUGUAUAGAAAGAUUUAAUUUUUGCACUUCAUUUUUCAAAACCCAUGUCUCGAUUUGUCAAAAGAACAUUACAGAAAAUCUAGAAAUACCCAUUUUUUCAGUUUAAAUGACUGAGAGGCAAAGAAAUCAAGACCCAGAAACAACAAUGGCAUACUUGGAAGUACUGAAGAAGUUAAAACGUGUAAAACCCAUUGAACCAGGGAUCUUGAGUUGUUUUUUGUUGACAGUUUUUUGUUUCCUUUCUUGUUUUUUUUACUUAGAUUAUUACAAACUUGUUGUGAUGAAAGGGUUUGAGUUUCAUCAGAUUUCGAAGAGAUUUGAUUGGUUAGGAGUUAGUAAUGAAACUUCUGCUCCUGUUGAUUUCAAUGGUGAUGUUAAAAGAGUUAGAUUUUAUGGUGAAGAAGGAGGAGGAGAAGACUGUGAUGUGUUUGAUGGUGAUUGGGUAUGGGAUGAAUCAUAUCCGUUGUAUGAGUCUACAGAUUGUAAGUUUAUGGAUGAAGGGUUUCGUUGUUCUGAAAAUGGUAGACAAGAUAAGUUCUAUACUAAAUGGAGAUGGCAACCUAAACAUUGCAACUUACCCAGAUUUGAUGCAAAUACAAUAUUGGAAAAGCUGAGAAACAAAAGAGUUGUUUUUGUUGGCGAUUCAAUUGGUAGAAAUCAAUGGGAAUCACUUCUCUGUAUGCUGUCAAUGGCGAUUUCUGACAAGAGUUCAAUUUAUGAAGUGAAUGGAAGUCCGAUAACGAAACACAAUGGGUAUUUGGUGUUUAUGUUUAAGGAUUAUAAUUGUACUGUGGAGUACUAUAGAUCUCCAUUUUUAGUGCCUCAGACACGGGCGCCGGUUGGGGCUCCCAAAGAGGUGAAAAUGACACUCAAAUUGGAUCAUAUGGAUUGGACUUCUGUGCAGUGGAGGGAUGCAGAUGUGCUGAUUUUUAAUACCGGGCACUGGUGGAACCAUGAAAAAACCAUAAGAGGGGGGUGCUAUUUCCAAGUAGGGAAAAAGUUGAGGAUGAAUAUGACUGUUGAACAAGCAUAUGAAAGGUCGAUUGAGACGUUGGUCCACUGGCUUGGUACAGAAGUGAAUACAAGCAAGACCCAGGUCUUCUAUCGCACCUAUGCACCCGUCCAUUUCAGAGGCGGGGACUGGAAAACUGGAGGAAGCUGUCACUUGGAGACACUACCUGAAUUAGCUUCAACUCCAUCUCGACUGAGUCCCCAAUUUCACAUAGUCAGUAAUGUAUUUGUAAAUCAUGCAAAUGAGCCUCAAAUGUCUGCACUGAGCCUGCUGAACGUUACAGAAAUGAGUACGCGGAGGAAAGAUGGGCAUUCAUCUGUGUACUAUAUCGGAACUGGUGGUCCUGCUCCUCUUCACAGGCAGGAUUGCAGCCACUGGUGCCUGCCUGGGGUUCCCGAUGUAUGGAAUGAACUCCUUUAUGCAGUCUACCUGAAUAGAGUAUUAACUCCUCCGCAUAAUUUGCAUAACCACACACGACUCAUGGGGAAAUAGUCACUUGUAAAUUGCAGAAGAUCUGAAUAUCCCAAUACUUCUUAGAAGACCUGCAAUUUUCUCAAGGGUUGGCACAUACAAGAUGAAUGCUGCUAGGAUUUCAUCAUCCUGUUAUGAAGAGAAGGUCGCAACAGGAUUCGUUGCAAGCCUUGUAUUCUGGGUAGUUAGUUGGACAAAUUAUACGGCACUUUUUAUUCUUAUAUUCUUAUAUGGUCGCAAGGUAUAGCUCCCCUUAGCAUGAAAUUACACAAUGUGGCAUUCAUUCCAUUAUUUGAUGUAAUUUGUGUAGAUAUAUAUCAAUUCAAAUUUGAAUGCCAAAUUUUGUCAAGAUUAAAUUAUGAAGCAAUGGUUUCUGUGAGAAA
Molecule: messenger RNA, 2030 nt
Organism: Papaver somniferum (opium poppy)
Lineage: Eukaryota; Viridiplantae; Streptophyta; Magnoliopsida; Ranunculales; Papaveraceae
Product: protein trichome birefringence-like 10
Exons: 4
Coding region: 271-1668 (465 amino acids)
Cellular component (GO): Golgi apparatus
Molecular function (GO): O-acetyltransferase activity
Source: RefSeq, a predicted model, not a curated record